AUGGCUCCAUCAAUCACAGCCAAGUACGACUGGAUCCUUGCCUUGACCACAAUCGCCUUCGUCUUUAGUGCCCUGGGCAAUGGCGCAAACGAUGUCGCAAACUCGUACGCAACUUCAGUCGCUGCACGUACACUUACCAUGCCCCAGGCUGGUGUUCUGGCCGCGUGUACAGAGUUUGUGGGUGCCACCGCCCUCGGCUCUCGUGUCACUGCUACAAUCAAAAGCGGCAUCAUUUCCUUGGAUCGAUUCACGGACCGGCCUGGAACUCUCAUGCUAGCCAUGGGCUGUGCGGAGGUUGGGAGUGCUUCCUGGCUUGCCAUCAGCAACACAAUUGGCUUCCCAGUGUCAACAACCCAAACUAUCGUUGGGUCUCUCGUUGGAGUAGGCUUUGCCUCACAAUCCAAAAUUACGUGGGAAUGGAAGAAGGGAAGUGUUUCUCAGACCGCGGCAUCGUGGGGUGUGGCACCACUUAUCGCAGCAGGGUUUGCUGCAUUCAUUUUCGGGACCUUGAAGUACAGCAUUCUUGAUCGACAGGACUCGUUCAAGAAGGCGAUGCGAGCCAUCCCUUUCUAUAUAGCUUUUACAUGCGCUAUCCUGGCUUUAUUCAUUGUUGUCGAAACUCCUUCAGCACCCUCUUUGGAAGAGUUCGGAGCCGGCAAGGCUGUGGGGGUUAUUCUGGGUGUCUUUUUUGGAGUUCUCGCUAUUGCAUACACCUUCUUCAUCCCAUACUUUGAACGUCGACUUGUCAAGAUGGAUGCUCGCGUCAAAUUCUAUCACCUACCUCUCGGGCCGUUGCUGAAGAAGGAAAAUCCUCCACUCUACUUUCCCGGUCGCGCAGAUGGGAGUUAUGUGACCGACUACUAUGCGAGCCCCUAUGCCAGUUCCGCAGAGACCACCUCUUCAGACAGCGUUGUCAGGGGCGAAAAGGCGGAAUCUACGAGUGCGAAUACUAAUAAAAUUGACGAUUCCUCGAAACUCGAGAACGGUUCCCAGGGCGUCCAGCAGCGCAAGCGUGCCUUGGAACCCGAAGAGCGCUUUCUUCAACCAGUCCGACACCUACCCAUACACCACCCACGACGGCUUUGGGGCUAUGUUAAGUUUAUUCUUCUUCAAGGUGUGACUCGUGACUGCGUCACGCACUCCGAUGAAGCGCUCCACGGUGUCCAUAGCCGCGCCCCUAAAUAUGAUAUCCGUGUCGAACACCUAUGGACCUACUGCCAGGUGUUGUCGGCAAUGUUGAUGUCAAUUGCGCACGGUUCCAACGACGUUGCCAACGCUGUGGGCCCCUGGGUCGCCUCUUAUCAGACCUUCAGAUCAGGCGAAGUCAACUCGAAAGCGCCGACCCCCGUCUGGUUCCUUGUUAUCGCCGGCCUGUUGCUAGGCACUGGCUUUUGGUUUUAUGGUUACAACAUCAUCCGCGCACUCGGCAACAGGAUUACUCGUAUGUCGCCAACACGAGGCUUUAGCGCCGAGCUUGGCGCUGCAAUUACUGUGCUAAUGGCGUCGAGACUUGCCUUGCCAGUCAGCACUACCCAAUGCCUUACUGGUGCUGUUGUUGGGGUUGCGCUCAUGAAUUAUGAUGUUGGUGCGGUAAAUUGGAAGCAAGUCGUCUGGAUUUUCAGUGGGUGGGUAUUAACUCUGCCUUGCGCGGGGCUGAUCGCUGGGUUGGUUUGCCUCAUGGCUCUCAACACUCCACACUUUUGA
This is a messenger RNA of Exophiala aquamarina CBS 119918, 1704 nucleotides long. RefSeq names its product PiT family inorganic phosphate transporter. Bases 1 to 1704 code for a protein of 567 amino acids. Gene Ontology annotation, biological process: phosphate ion transmembrane transport. The record is from RefSeq and is a predicted model, not a curated record. The transcript has a single exon. Gene Ontology annotation, cellular component: membrane. NCBI's taxonomy places the organism in Eukaryota, Fungi, Ascomycota, Eurotiomycetes, Chaetothyriales, Herpotrichiellaceae.